Molecule: messenger RNA, 1707 nt
Organism: Debaryomyces fabryi
Lineage: Eukaryota; Fungi; Ascomycota; Pichiomycetes; Serinales; Debaryomycetaceae
Product: FG-nucleoporin
Exons: 1
Coding region: 1-1707 (568 amino acids)
Molecular function (GO): metal ion binding
Source: RefSeq, a predicted model, not a curated record
AUGGCCAACAAUAAACUUCCUUGCAAGUACUAUGCAAAUGGUAACUGUAAGUUUGGUAAUAAUUGUAAAUUUGCUCAUGUGAAUAAUAAUAAUAAUAAUAAUAAUAAUAAUAAUAAUAACAAUUCGGGCCAAAACGGUGGUUCUGUUCUACAGAAGUUUAUAUCUCCUAAUACACUUUAUGACAAGACAUCACAGAUUAAACAGGACUUAAAUGACUAUAAACUGUUUCAGAGUAAUCCCGUAUUGUCAAGUUAUGGGCUAGGAUAUCCUGCUGUCAAUAAUUUAAUACUGGGAAGGGAUCUUUCAUACGAAGAAAAUAGGCUACAGUAUCUAGAAGCAGUUGCAUCAAAUUCAGUUCCAGAAUACGAGAAAAACAUAGAUUCCAGACGCAAGGAUAUGACCUAUUGUAUAGAUCAUCUAAGAGGUCAAGAGCAACAUGCUGCUAGAUACCAACAAAAGAGUGCAGAACCUAAUGUUGGAACUCCAAAACCAUUUAUCCCUCGAACUUUGGAGGAAAAUAUAGCACAAUAUUCAAAUCAAGGUAGCAACGCAUUUGGUUCUGCUAAUGGUCAGAACAAUUCCUUCGGAGCUAAACCUUUUGGGAGUACGAGUACUUCGGGUGCAUUUGGUGCUCAAUCGAAUCCAUUUGAUCCAAAGCCCAAUGCUGGUUCUGGGUUUGGAAAUUCUGGAUUUGGAGGUUCGGGGUUUGGCAAUUCUAACACAAAUACUCUGUCAGCAUUUGGUGGUGGUGCGUUUGGAAAGCCUGCUUCAACGACUCCUUCGGCAUUUGGAGCUUCGUCAACAGGUUCUGCAUUUGGGGCUGCUCCGUCAACAGGUUCAGCGUUUGGUUCAACUGGAUUUGGAAGCGCUCAACCCGCAGCAUCCUCUGAAUCUGCGUUUGGUUCAACAGGAUUCGGUAAUUCAAAACCAGCUGCAACAACUUCUGCAUUUGGAGCUCCUUCGACUGGAUCAGCAUUUGGUUCCACUGGAUUUGGAAAUCCUCAGGCCACGACAUCCUCGGGAUCCGCAUUUGGCUCAUCAGGAUUUGGUAAACCUUCAACUGGCUCUGCAUUUGGCUCAUCAGGAUUCGGUAAUGCACCAAGUGGAUCUGCGUUUGGUUCAUCUGCGUUCGGCAACGCAUCUACAUCUGGCGCAUCAGGCACAACUGGCUUUGGACAGUCAGGGUUUGGUCUGUCUACAAAUAACACGUCUAGUCUGCCAUUUGGUAAUUUGAAUAACGACAAUAAGGUUUCUCCUUUUGGUGCUACUAAUAACAAUAAUUCAUCUGGUGCAUUUGGAGCUAGUGGUUUUGGUACUGGAGCUGCAUCGAAUCCGUUUGGAUCUGCAGCAGAAAAAGGUGCGUCUCCAUUUGGAACUACUAGCAAUCAAAGUACAACACUGGCAUUUGGUACUUCUAAUAAUAGUAAUCUGGUGUUUGGACAAUCAAGUUCUAAUGGCAAUGCUUUUGGAUCCUCGAAUAACCCACCACAACAGUUUGGAUCCGGGAAUAAUGGCUCAGGUUUUACAAAUAAUGCUGCACCAUUCGGGCAAUCUGGUUUUGAUUCGUUGUCUGUACAGCCACCGCAAGCGUCGAAUGACACCAGUCUUGACGAAUAUGACCCUAAGGUCCUUGAGGCUUUUUCAGCUACCAAAUUUGAGUUAGGUAGAAUUCCUGAAGUUCCACCACCUACAGCCUUAUGUCAAUAA